This is a messenger RNA of Mus pahari (shrew mouse), 2955 nucleotides long. It is a transcript of the gene Tssc4, whose product is annotated as tumor suppressing subtransferable candidate 4. The record is from RefSeq and is a predicted model, not a curated record. Lineage: Eukaryota; Metazoa; Chordata; Mammalia; Rodentia; Muridae. The transcript is spliced from 2 exons. Bases 1615 to 2775 code for a protein of 386 amino acids.
GUGGAACACAGUGGGUGGGGAGGGCUGGGACCCUGGGAGCACUCCAUAUGGGUCCUCCCUCAUUUGUACCUCCUGGUACUGGGAGCUCAAUGCUGACCUUACACCACCAGCCUUGACCUCAUUUCCACUCAUCUGUUGGACAUGGCAGGUCAGGCUGAGUCGGGUAGGAGGAGCCACCUAAGCAGGGGAAUGCAACACAGAAUGUUGGAGAUAAGCUGCAAGAACACCCUCCCUUUGAGGGCAAGACAGUAAAGGUUAGACCAUUACCCCAUCCAUCCCAAGGAAAGAUUCCACGGAGCUGGGUGGCUUUGGCUUGUGUCUCAAGAAGUAGAAGGCAAGAUGGCAGUCCACUUACCCCUGUGAACUGAGGAUCAGGCUAAGCCACCUCCCGGACACCGGGGGCAGCCACCACUGUCUCUUUCCCUUUGACUCCUGUCUGCACCCCUCCCCCAGGCUGCUGGCAUAGUUAAUUGGCCACUAGAGGAGAGACGCCCUAGCCAAGAUUCAAGGCCCAGCUUCUAGCAGCCUCCCAGUAGGCUUAUUUGUCGGUGAACCCCAAGCUUGUACUAGGACAUUCUAGGUCUCCUCCACCUCUACCUCCCACGCCUGUGCAACCUGUUCCGUGCUUGGUUGGCUUCUGGCCUGAGGAGCCCUUUAUAUCCUAUGUUGUGAGGCCCAUGGACACCGGGCCAAGGCUACUGGAGGCCUGCUGCACAGCUUCAAGAGCAUAGGGAAAGAGGGGAGCAUGCAGCAGCCCCGGGGAUCCUCAGACUCUGGUCCCUAAGGAUGCAAGAAAAGAGCCCCAGGCCUGGGGGAGGAUUAUGUGUGGCCUUGAAAUUGUAGGGUCGGCGUCCAGCAACUAAAGCGUCCGUUCCUGCGUCAGGAAGCACAGCCAGGCAGAGCCCAGGGUAGCGGCCUCGAAUCUCUGAAGCCCUAACCAACCUACCCUGGGGACCACUACGUCUCUUCGUGCCAAGAGCCAACCAGGACCUUGGCCCCGCCUCACUCCAGAAAGCCAACAAAGCACAAGACCCGCACCACUUCCGCCCAGGGCCGGAAAUGUCUAGGAAAGUGGCGCUCACAGUGCGUGCUGACGCACUUCCUCCUCAUGUCCCGGCCCGGGCGACUUCCGACAGGCGACGGGGCAGGCCUCAACCCUUUGCGAUUGGCAGUUAGCCCUGGAGUAUUGUGGGAAUCGUGGCUCCGCCUUUUCCCCUUUCGUCAUUUCUGGGUGGCUUUCCGUGUGCGCUCCGGUCUUCUGGAUGGCACGCUUGUUAGGGUUACAAGUCCCGGCAGGCAUUAGGCAGGAACCCAUUGCCUUCUGGGAGUUGUAGUUUCUCGGGCGCUGAAGCCAUGAAAAUCUGCUAGCCCGAGACUCGGUUUCCCAGGAACCCGAGCGAGAUUGGACAGGACCGAAUCCCGGGGAACUGGCGGGACGCUGCAGGAAAGGCGGCAGGGUAUUGAAGCGGGUACGGACGCUGGAACGGUGAGCACUGGCCUCCCUAAGGCCGCGGCCAGGGCCUUCCCGUGCCUGUUUCUGCGAGCCCUCCGUCCGGACCCGGGUGGCGCCUGCCGUGUGUACCCAGAGAGGCUGCGCUUUACUGAGAGCCCGUGAUGGGACGAGCAGCUGAUGGAGAUCUCCUGUCACCAGCAUCUCCCAGCGCUCAUCUAUUGUAUGUCCACACUGUUAUGAUCUCAUGGUUGACUCUCUCCUUAACCCCACCUAACCUGCAGCUCCUGUAUCUGUGCGCGCUAGGAUACCCUUUAACCACCCAGCUUCGCGAGGCCUCUCGUCCGGCUGUGGGACGGGUGUCAGGUCGUAUGGCGGAGACAGAGGCUGGCCUGGAGGCUGAGGAACCCACCGAGGAUGACACCCUGCCUUCUGACACCGUCUCCCUCAGCGACUCGGACUCUGACCUUAGUUUACCUAGUGGUGUGGAGGUCCAAGUAUUGUCCCCAGAGAGGCUUUCCGGGGAGGGCCAGGAGGACUCCGGCCCUGAUGACCCUCCCUCGCCCCCCACGGGCACCCUCACCACUGCAGUGCAACCGUUCCACCUCCGAGGCAUGAGCUCCACCUUCUCCCAGCGCAGCCACAGCAUCUUUGAUUGUCUGGAGAGUGCGGCCCGGCAGGCACCGCCCUCUGCUCCCCAAACCAGUGUGAGUGACAAUGGCAGCUUCAGGCGGCCUGUGACUCCCCCAAGUCAGACUCCAGCAAGGAGCCUGAGCAGAGUGCAUGGGAGCACUGGCCCGACCAGGGUACCCCCUGUCCCUGACUAUGUGUCACACCCUGAGCGUUGGACCAAAUACAGCCUGGAAGAUGUGUCCGAAGCCAGUGAGCAGAGCAAUCGUGAUGCUGCCUUGGCCUUCCUGAGCUCUCGAAGCCAGGCGUCCCCCACAGACUAUGUACCUUCUUUCAACCAGAACCCCUCUAGCUGUGGGGAGGGAAGAGUGGUCUUCACCAAACCAGUGAGGGGCAGUGAGACUAGGGCUGAGAGGAAGAGGGUCCUAAAGAAGGGGGUUGUGUCAGGUGCUGGGGGUGAGGCCGCUGUGGAGCUAGCCCAUCUCGCCGGACCUGAGGCUGAGGAAUGGAGUGGCCACCAGGGACAGCCAGAGGUGGUGGUACCUUCAGAAGCUGCCCAUCCUGAGUCCUCAUCAGGCCCCAUAGGUAUGAAGGCUGUUGGUUUCCAUGGCAGCAAGAAGCGGAGCAGAGACCACUUCCGGAACAGGGACAGUAACCCCGAGGGGCCAGGGUCUGAGAGAGGACCCUCAGUUUGACUGCAGAGCUGUCACUCCACCCCUCACCUGCUAGUACAGGUGGGAAGGUGUGGACUUUCUGUAUAGUAGGGGGAUGUUUACAGCAGCUUUGGCAGAGAUUGUGGGAAUUGUGGGUCAGGGGACCUCGAAGGCCUUUGUGCCCCAGUGUUUAGGAUGAAUAAUAAAAAUCUGGAAUAUUUC